Molecule: messenger RNA, 2356 nt
Organism: Anguilla rostrata (American eel)
Lineage: Eukaryota; Metazoa; Chordata; Actinopteri; Anguilliformes; Anguillidae
Product: adenylate kinase 7-like
Exons: 18
Coding region: 110-2236 (708 amino acids)
Biological process (GO): nucleobase-containing compound metabolic process
Cellular component (GO): cytoplasm
Molecular function (GO): ATP binding; nucleoside diphosphate kinase activity; AMP kinase activity
Source: RefSeq, a predicted model, not a curated record
UAUCCACUCCCUGCAUUUUGAAAAUCGGUGAGGCCCUGAAUCAACAAGAACGCGUCUGUUCGCCUAGCAACGACAAAAACACUGGUAUCGACCCUUUGGUUUCGGCAGAAUGGCAGACGAGGAUGAAGCAAGCAGCCACCAGACAAAGAGGGUUUUUAUCAAUCGCAUCGACUCAUAUUCAUCAAAAUGCAUUGCAAAGUUUUUGUCUACCUGUACUGUUGGAGCAUCACUGGAGGAAGCUAGGGAUGCUGAGAUGGAAGAGGAAGAGGAUAGUCUGUCUAAAGAACAGAAGUCAAAAGUAGAGAAAGGGACUUUUGAAAUUGUUGGAACCGUUUCAAGCAAAGAUGAGAAGAAAAAUUUCAGUUUUGCAACUGAAGAGUAUUAUUCGAUGAACCGGGAAGAACUUCUCCUGAGGCUGAUGAAAUGUGAUAUUAUUAUUUACAAUAUCACUGAAAACACUGACCAGAUAGAUGAGGCAUCUUGGGCAAUUUCAGCGCUACAUGCAGACUUGGACAAUUUUAAUGACCCAAAGAUGUUCAUCUUGAUAUCAACUGUGAUGACCUGGGGCAUGAGCAAGCCCAUUGAUCCAGAUCAGCCUGAGAUUCCUUUCACUGAAGAAGACUACCGAAGAAGGCGACCUCAUCCCAAUUUUAAAGACCAUAUCAGUGUGGAGAAACUUGUUGUUAAAAUGGGAAAGACAAACAAGUACAAGUUUUCUACUUAUGUUGUGGCCUCAGGGCUUCAGUAUGGCAUGGGAGAGAACAUUUUUCACUUCUUUUUCAAGACUUCAUGGAUGGGGGAGGUUUCAGAAAUUCCUGUCUUUGGACCAGGGAGCAAUAUCAUUCCUACUAUUCAUGUCAAUGACUUGGCCAGUGUGAUACAGAAUAUUGUUGACUUCAAGCCAAAUACACAUUACUUAGUUGCUGUGGAUGAUUCCAAGAAUACAUUAGAAGACAUUGUGAAAGUUAUAAGCCAAGUUCUAGGUCCAGGAAAAAUCCAGAAUGUCACAAAGGAAGAUGCAUUCCUCACAAAGGAUUUAACACAAAGAGACAUUGAUUCUCUCUUUGUAAAUCUGCGGAUGGAAGCUAUUGUUCUGAAGGAGAGCCUGAAUGUCCACUGGGUGUGUGAAUCUGGAAUUGUUGAAAACAUCAAUCAUGUUGUGGAGGAAUACAGACAAACCAGGGGGCUACUGCCAAUCCGCAUCUGUAUCCUGGGCCCUCCUGCUGCUGGGAAGAGUACAGUGGCAGAGAAGAUCUGCAAACAUUACAAACUGCAUCACAUCAAAGUCAAAGAUGCCAUCACUGAAUGUAUUGCACACCUGGAGACACUGAAUCAGUUGGAAGAUGAGGAACAUGAGAAUGAUGAGAUGGCCGGGGGUUCACUAGAAUUCCUUGAAGGUCUAAAGGAGAACAUGGAUCAGAAUGGAGGACGACUCGAUGACCAAUUUCUUAUUCGAAUCAUGAGAGACAAACUGAAUUCAACCCCCUGCAGAAAUCAAGGAUUUGUUCUGGAUGGUUUUCCUAAAACAUAUGAUCAAGCCAAGGAGCUAUUCAGUGCCGAUGAGGAUGAACCAGAAGAUACACGGUCUAGAGGACCCCCUUUCAACAGAAAAAUCAUCCCAGAGUACAUUUUGUCUCUGAAUGCCACUGAUGAAUUUUUGAAGACCCGUGUGCUCAAUCUGCCAGAGAUUGCAGUUGAGGGAACUCACUACACACAGGACCAAUUUCCCCGAAAGCUGGCAAACUUCAGAGAAAGCAACGUUGAAGAUGAAACAGUGCUCAACUAUUUUGAUGAGCUGGAGAUUCAUUUGGAGCACAUUGACAUUACCAGCAGUGAUGACUUGGAGUACUUGGUUGUGAUGGAGAAAAUCAUCAAUAUUCUGGGGGCUGCAAGAAACUACGGACUCACCCUAGAGGAGCUGGAAGAGGAGGAGCGAAGAAUUGCAGAGGAGAGGCUGAAGCAGCUGGCAGCCAAAAAGGCUGAAAUUGAGAGAAAAGAAGAAGAGGAGGCAGCCAGCAGGACUGCACGAUGGGAGGAAUGGAGCAAGCGUACGGAGGAGGUUCAGAAGGUGGAGCAGGAGUUGCUGGAAGCCCAGACUGCUCCUUUGCGGAGUUAUCUAAUGAACAAUGUCAUGCCAACCCUCACCCAAGGACUGAUAGAGUGCUGCAAAGCUAAACCAGAUGAUCCUGUUGAUUUCCUGGCAGAAUAUCUGUUCAAAAACAACCCUCAAGUGUGAAGUGUCAGCUCUUCAGUACAACAACAAAUUACAUAUAGAUUACAUAUACUUUAUGACAGUUUAUGUGUGUGACAUGACGUUAACAUUAACAGUCUUGCCAUUAAAAACUAUGGUAUAAGA